AUGAAUUCUUUGGUUGAACAAGACCUCUCAUACAUUCUGUUGAUCGAACUUCUGGCGCACCAGUUUGCUUACCCAGUUAGGUGGAUCGAGACUCAAGAAGAGAUCCUGAACGUCCAAAACGCUCAACGGAUCAUUGAAGUUGGUCCCUCUCAGACUCUGAUUAACAUGAUGCGACAGAGCGCUGCACCAUUUACUGCACGUGAAGAUGCUCUCGCAUUGCGACGGCAGUAUCUAUCAGUGGUGCGAAACGAGGACGAAGUCUACUAUGAGGGCAUGUGCGAUAAGACUUCGACCCCGAUCGAAGAGAAAUCAAGUGGGGGACCGAGUUCUCAGGAAUCCAUGUCGACAUCUGUUUCAAAGAGUCCAAAGCCACAAUCCCGCCCAGAAACUGUACAGACUUCUCCACCUAAAGCGACACACUCUGAGACAAUCCCCAAUGGGGCGUCUCAUACUUCAACAGUUCUUUCCGACCAGCAAGUCAGCGCCAAACUCAUCCUGGAGACUAUUGUUACUGAGAAGAUGGCGAGAUUGGGACGAAAAUUUAUGUGGAAUAGCACCAUCAAAGGACUUGCAUCGGGGAGAUCUGUCAUCGAAAAUGAGAUCAUCGGAGACCUCAUGAACGAGUUCGAAAAUUGUCCAGAGAAUAUAUCUGACAUGGUUCUGGAAGCACUGUGUGAGUCUAUCCAGUCAAGACACAACGGCCGGAUCGGUAAAGUCUCUCGGAGGCUUAUUUCGCGAACCUUGAUGUCCAAAUUGUCAAGACCAUGGAAUCUUGAUCGAGUCAGAGAAUACCUUGAAACACGUUGGAAUCUGAAAGUCGGCCGCCAAGAUACUGUGCUUCUUAUGGCUGCGCGAGCAUCUUUUGGCAUGAGCAAUCUUUCGGAAACUGAAUCGCAAGCUUUGCUCGACAAGGCAGCGAUGGAACACCUGACAGGGUCGGGAGUAGAUGUUGAGGAUAACGGAUCAACGCAUCAUCGACCCGCAAUCGCCAUGGAACCGCCCACAACGGUCCAAUCUGAAUCGAAAAUCAGAUAUACCGAGAGGUCUUCCCACGAGCUGGGUCCAGGUGGGACACAGGACAAGUUCAGCUCGACCGUGCUCGAACUCAUGACCAAAGUCCGGGAACAGGAACAGGAACUUCAAAAAUUGAGAGAAGAACAUGACGAAAUUUACUUGACCGGCAUCACGGGUAUCUUUAAUGCUCGAAAAGCACGGUCCUUUACAUCGUCCUGGAACUGGAGGCGAGAGGAUCAAGUGCGAGCUCACUAUGAUUCUCGUCUCUCCAAAUUGCCGCGAAGAACUCAGGAAAGAAUACGUUAUCCAGGGAAGAAUAUGAAUCAAUCCGAUGCACAUCCAGCAGACAAAGCUCACAACACUCAAAAAUGCACUAAUGACAACGGCCGACUCGAUGCUGGCACAGAAUUUCAUCUAGAAACUUGGAGAAACAAUUCAUGGCAUUACGACAAAGAACUCAGUGCCCUCUUUUAUGCAGCAAGAUGGCAGACAUCUUUCAAUUCAAAUCAGCAGAGGCCGAAGAAGGUCCUUCUCACCGGCGCAGGGAAAGACUCCAUAGGACAGCAUUUGUUAGAGCACCUUCUUCGAUCGGGCGCUCAUGUUGUGGUUGGGACCAGUAAACUCAAUGCUUCCACGGCAGCCGUAUUCCAGAAAUUGUAUAGAUCUUCCGCAACCCCCGGCUCAAGUCUGACGAUUUUACCUUUCAAUCAAGGUAGCCGCGUCGAUAUCGAAGCAUUGGUGAUCUAUAUCUAUGAAAACUUGGGUUGGGAUUUGGAUCUUGUCAUUCCUUUCGCAGCCAUUUCUCAGAAUGGUCAGAGUAUUGAGAACAUCGAUGGACAAAACGAACUGGCACAUCGCAUCAUGCUUACCAAUACCAUUCGUCUCUUGGGGUGUAUUUCCCGCCACAAGCGACGCUCAGGCAUCGAAACCAACCCUGCCCAAGUACUUCUCCCACUGUCACCUAAUCACGGCGAGAUAGGUCACGAUGGUUUAUAUGCAGAAUCAAAACUGGGUCUUGAAAGCCUUCUGCGGAAAUGGCAUGCUGAGGACUGGCACCCUUACCUAAGCCUUUGCGGGGCGAUAAUCGGCUGGACCCGGGGAACAGGACUGACGAAGCACCAGGACGCCCUUUUCGACGAGUUUGACGAGAUGGCGUCCCAUGGCACUUCAGUCCUCGAGAUGGCCUCGAGUCUCUUUGCACUCACCAAUGCUAGCUUGGUUGCUGUGUGUGACACACAACCUAUCCUAGCCGAUUUCAGUGGAUCAGGAGACUGUGCAUCUGAGCUUGCUCAAAAAUUGCGCGUGGCGCGAGAGUUUAAGACCGAAAGGCAAGACAUAUGCCGUCGACUCGCGCAGGAGGCAGCCUGUGAUGAAAAGGCCAAGUUCGGGGACGGUUGCAUUGCGAUGGAAAGGAAAGCCAACCUCGUUGGCAGCCGAGCAAACUUUCGGAUCGACUUCCCGUCACUUCCUUUCUUUGAAUCUUUGAUGGCUCCCUUUGAUGCGAGUCCCAGAUGCGAAAUACCUCUUGAACGAAUUGUUGUGAUUGUAGGAUUCGGGGAGGUCGGCCCUUUUGGAAGCUCGCGAACCCGUUGGGAAAUGGAGACGUCAGGCGAUUGGUCUCUUGACGGCACGGUCGAGCUGGCUUGGAUGAUGGGCUUCGUCGAAUGUAAGGAGAUCUCGACGUACCAACUCGAGUGGGUGGAUUGCGAGACGUCCAAGCCCAUAGCCGAUGAAGAGAUUAGAGCCAAGUAUCUUUCCCGGAUUAUAGAGGGCUGCGGGAUCCGCUUCCUCGAUCCCGAAAACCAGCCCCGACAACUCUACGAGUACACCCUGAGUCAUGACCUGCCGCCAUUUGAAGUGGAGGCUGAUACGGCACAAGAAUUCAAGCGACAAUAUGCAGACAAAAUCAGGAUAUCUCCUAUUCUCGGAUCUUCUAAAAGGUCCGUUCAAAUCCUUCAAGGAGCCGACUUGCUCAUCCCGAAGCCGGCAUCAGGUUCGAGGGCGGUUGCUGGGCUGAUACCACAAGGAUGGGAAGCUCGGCGAUAUGGGAUACCACCAGAUGUCAUAUCGGAGGUAGAUCCCGCUACCCUAUCCGUCUUGGUGUGCGUCGCAGAAACCCUUCUUUCUGCUGGAGUGACUGACUUCUAUGAAUUCUACCAUUUCGUCCAGACUUCAGAGAUCGGCAAUUGUCUGGGAUCCGGGUUAGGAGGAAUCAACUCUCUUGGCAAAAUGUAUAGAGACCAGUUCCAGGGAGAAUCGUUCGGUGGUGGAAUCCAGAGCGAUAUUCUCCAGGAAACUUUCGUCAACACGGCAGCCGCUUGGGUGAACAUGCUCCUCUUGGGCGCCAAUGGCCCCAUGAAUACUCCUGUUGGUGCUUGCGCUACGAGUCUGGAAUCACUUGAUCGAGGUUAUGAUCUCAUCUCAAGCGGCAAGGCUCAAGUCUGCCUUGUUGGUGGCUACGACGAUAUAUCUCGAGAAAUCUCCAUGAGCUUUGGUAGGAUGAAAGCGACCGUUGACGUGGAGAAAGAAUUAGCCAGCGGGCGGGAGCCACGGGAAAUGUCUCGUCCUAUGACCGCUACUAGAGCAGGCUUUGUCGAAUCUCACGGCUGUGGCAUGCAGCUCCUGACAUCGGCCAGCCUCGCUAUCGAGAUGGGACUACCCAUUCGAGGUGUGCUAGCUUUCGCUGGAACGGCCGCUGAUGGAAUUGGUCGCUCAGUGCCACGGCCAGGCGCUGGAAUUGCUUCUUUCGCGGCAGAACAUUCCAGCAAACUAUCAUCGCAUCUGUCCUCACCGCUAGGAGGAAGUGUACCCAGUCAGAGGGUCAUCAGUUAUGAAAGUCCCAAUGUUCACCUCAAGCACUCCUUUACGACUCUACCCAGUGAGCCAAAAGUCGCAACGCCCCCUGAUAGUCCCCAUCUCCUCCCUUUCCACCACAUAUCUAGACAGGACCACUGGAGCAAAUACAAUCGACUCGAUCUCCCACCACGUCAGCCAACAUCAGCCCUCCAACGAGCUCUAUCAAAAUUUGACCUCACGGCCAACGACAUCCACGUCCUCUGCUUACACGCGACGUCGACCCCAGCGGGCGACGCGAACGAGCUCGAAGUUCUCAACAGGCAGCUGCUCGCUCUAGGCCACCAGCCCGAAAACAGCGUCCCAUUGCUCGCCACGUGUCAGAAGGGCCUCCUUGGCCACAGCAAAGGUGCUGCUGGCGCGUGGGCCGUCAACUCAUCCCUGCAAAUCCUCUCCUCGGGCCUCGUACCAGGAAACCCGACGAUCGACGACGUCGAUCCCGCCUUCGAAAAUCUGGAUGUGAACAUUUGCUUUCCGGCAGAGAGUGUGCAGACGGACGGGGUGCCGGCCGUCUCGGUCACAGGAUUCGGAUUUGGACAGAAAGGUGCACAGGUCAUAUUGGUGCAUCCAGAUCGAUUGUGGAGGAUGGCGAUUGGGUCGCUGGCCCGAGAUGGAUAUGAGCAGUAUGCGACGAAAUUGCGACGAAGGAAACGGGGAGGUGAUAGAGCGUUUGCGGACGCGGUGUAUAGGGGCGGUAUGGUGAAGGUGAAAGAGAAAGGACCUAACGAGGAACUCGAAGGACAGAAAGAAAGUCUUCAUUAA
Molecule: messenger RNA, 4629 nt
Organism: Rhinocladiella mackenziei CBS 650.93
Lineage: Eukaryota; Fungi; Ascomycota; Eurotiomycetes; Chaetothyriales; Herpotrichiellaceae
Exons: 1
Coding region: 1-4629 (1542 amino acids)
Biological process (GO): long-chain fatty acid biosynthetic process
Cellular component (GO): fatty acid synthase complex
Molecular function (GO): 3-oxoacyl-[acyl-carrier-protein] synthase activity; holo-[acyl-carrier-protein] synthase activity; fatty acid synthase activity
Source: RefSeq, a predicted model, not a curated record